Molecule: messenger RNA, 2955 nt
Organism: Mycena citricolor
Lineage: Eukaryota; Fungi; Basidiomycota; Agaricomycetes; Agaricales; Mycenaceae
Source: the annotation of a GenBank genome assembly
CGUGCAUCCUCCCUCAUUCUCGAUUUCUGACACCGCUCAUCCUGCACGGCGGCUAUGGCUUCCUCCGACUCUUCAUGCUACACUAUAGUGCAGGAGAACGUGGCGGAGUACCCCUCCGCUUCCGACCUACGCUCGGCAUUACAGAAGGGAUCGGAUGAUGUUAAAAUUGACACGUUACGCAAAAUUAUCAUCUCUACUAUCAAUGGGAACCCUCAGCCCACCCUAAUGAUGCCCAUUAUCCAAUUCGUCAUGCCUUCUCGGAAUAAGCAGCUCAAGAAGCUACUGCACUUCUAUUGGGAGGUCUGCCCCAAAUACGAUGAGACCGGGAAGUUGAAGCAGGAGAUGAUUCUCGUUGUCAACGCGAUCCGGAACGACCUGCAACAUCCUAACGAAUUCAUUCGUGGCGCGACUCUCCGAUUCCUCCAGAAGAUCUCGAAAGAUGCAGAAUUGCUCGAGCCCCUCAUUCCCACCUGCCGAUCUUGUCUCGAACACCGACACGCUUAUGUGCGGAAGAACGCCGUCUUCGCGGUCUACUCCAUCUACCGCGAGUUCGAGAAUCUCAUUCCAGACGCGCCUGAGCUCAUGGCGACGUUCCUCGCUGCUGAAUCCGACUCGACUUGCAAACGCAACGCGUUCGUGUUUUUGGCGUCGUGUUCAUUGCCCAAAGCAGUGGAAUACGUUCUGAGCAUCUACGACUCGAUUCCGUCUCUGGAUGAAUCGCUGCAGAUGAGCAUAAUCGAUGUCAUCCGCCAGGAUUGCAAGAAUGAUUCAGGGAACCGAUCCAGGUAUAUCCGGGUGAUGUUCGAACUGCUCAACGUCCAAUCCUCUGCUGUCAAGUAUGAAGCAGCCACUACUUUGACAACACUCUCCCAGAAUCCUGCCGCCGUCAAAGCUGCGGCCUCCUGCCUCAUCAAUAUCAUCGUGAAGCAGUCGGACAACAAUGUCAAGAUCAUCGUCCUUGAUCGGCUGGAUGGUCUCCGCAAACGGCACGGCCAUGUCAUUGACGGAUUGAUCAUGGAUGUUCUGCAGAUACUCUCGAGUGCCGAUAUGGAUGUUCGCCGCAAGGCGAUCAGCAUCAUCUUAAGCAUGACUUCGAGUCGCAAUGUAGAGGAUGUUGUGUUGUUCUUGAAGAAGCAACUCCAACGAACACAGGAUAACAGCUUUGAGAACUCUUCGGAGUACAGGCAACUGUUGAUUCAGUCCAUCCAUGUGACUGCGAUCAAGUUCUCGGAGGUUGCAGCCAGUGUGGUGCAAGCUUUGAUGGAUUUCUUGGGGGACAACAACAACCCCUCGGCUUUGGACGUUGUCGCCUUUGUCCGGGAGGUCGUAGAGAAGUUCCCUCACCUUCGCGCCAGCUGUACAAGCCGUCUCGUGGAAAAGUUGAACGAGAUCAAGUCGCCUAAGGUUUUCCGUGGUGUGCUCUGGAUUCUCGGAGAAUAUCUCGAAUCCGUGGAGGAUAUCCAAUCUGCCAUGCAAGAGAUUCGGAAGGCUGUCGGGGAGAUUCCGAUCGUCGCUUCUGAGCAGAGGAUGCGGGACGAGGCUGCCUCCGGCGAGACCGAGGAACCGUCGAGUCCAAAGGUUGAGACGACAGCGAGCAAGCCUCGUGUUCUUGCCGAUGGGACUUAUGCCACAGAAUCUGCGUACACGGCAGCCCCUGGACAAUCCAAUGUUGCCGCUCGUGCCGACAUGCCGUCCUUACGAGGUGUUCUGUUGACCGGCGACUUCUUCACUGGCGCGAUUUUGGCAGCUGCUUUGACCAAGUUUGUCCUCCGCUUUGACAGAUUAUCUGCCGACAAGGCGACUCUGAAUAUGCUGCGUGCCGAGUGUAUGUUGAUAAUGGCGUCGAUCAUCCGCCUCGGCCAGUCGAAUCUCGUGACUGUGGCUAUUGACGAGGACUCCAGCGAGCGCAUCAUGAACUGCAUCAAGACGCUCAGUGAGCUUGAGAGUGAUUCUGUCGUGCAGCAGAUCUUCCUCGACGAUACCCGGGAUGCAUUCAGUCACAUGCUCGGAGCUCAAGAACGACGGGCGUUGGAGAAGAAGGAGGACGAGACGAGCAAGACCAUCGCAGUGCAGGUCGAUGACUUGCUAUCGUUCCGGCAGUUUUCCAAGAAGUCUGCUGAUGAUGCGAUUGAUUAUGAUCAAGAUGUGGGCCGAGCGACUGCUGGCGAGCAGAAUGAAGACUUUAUGUCGAAUCUCAGCCGUAUCAAGCAGCUGACUGGUUUCUCCGAUCCUAUCUAUGCCGAGGCGCAUGUCAGGAUGCACGGCUUCGAUAUUAUGCUUGACGUCCUCCUGGUGAAUCAAACGGCGAACACACUUCAGAACCUGUGCUUGGACUUUGCUACGCUAGGUGACUUGAAGAUUGUUGAGCGGCCGUCGGUGUAUACGAUUGGCCCGCAUGGUUUCCAAAGCAUCAAGGCGACUAUCAAGGUCUCGUCCACAGAGACUGGGGUGAUCUUUGGCUCCAUUCUCUGGGAGGGCCCGAAUAUGUCUGAGGCUUGUGUGAUCCUGAACGACAUCCACAUCGAUAUCAUGGACUACAUCAAGCCUGCGUACUGCAACGAGGCGCAGUUCCGGAGCAUGUGGACCGAGUUUGAAUGGGAAAACCGCGUCAAUGUGGACAGCUCCAUGUCAAACCCUCGUGACUAUCUGGCGCACGUGAUGAAGUCGACCAACAUGUCGUGUCUGACUCCAGAGGGCGCGACAUCUGGCGAGUGCGACUUUUUGUCAGUGAAUAUGUAUGCUCGCAGCUUGUUCGGCGAAGAUGCGCUGGCGAAUCUGAGUAUUGAACGCACGGCAGCUGGGACGAUCACCGGGCAUGUUCGCAUCCGCAGCAAGACGCAAGGAAUCGCUUUGUCAUUGGGAGAUCGUAUAACCAUGGCGCAAAAGAACAACUCUCCGUUGACGGUAUGAGGCUGGGACUUGUAGUCAUACACUGUUGUCAUUGUCACAUUCGCA